AUGAAGAGAAUAAGGAUCGACAGAUUAUCGAGUCAAUUGCUCGCUGCGACUCCAGCCCGCCCGCCGCCCAGUUCAAACAGAAUACCCCGAGCUCUGGCAGCAUCCCGUCUAUCGCCAGCCCCAUCGGUCUGCCAGACAAGAUGCCAAUCCACGGCUGCGUCACCCGAGGUCAUCUACGAAGAUGCAGGACGUGAUGUAGCCGCCCCAAAACCUAUAGACUACAGCAAGAGGCCGCUCCCGUCACCACAUCCCGACCGGGCCCUGCGGUCUGCCAAACUUGCCGCCCUCCACGCGCGACUCUCCCUCUCCUCCAAGAUUCCCCUUCAGACCCUCGCCCGAACGCUCAUAGACCCGUCCGCCGACGCGCACCCCCGAUUCAACAACGUAAACCUCGCCUUCGUCGGCGCUGCGCUCCUGCAGUACCACACAUCCGAGUUCCUCGUGACCCGGUACCCGCGCCUGCCCAUGACGAUCUUGUUUGCUGCCAUGAAGGGGUACGCAGGCGUGCCAGCACUGCACCAGAUCGCGCGGGCGUGGGGUAUCGAAGCAGCAGCAACCCCCGGCGAGGAGGUCGACCCGGGUCUACUGCAGUUCGCGCCGGACAGGCCAACAGUCACGAUGAACAGAUGGGGGUACGUGCGCGCCGAGUCUAAAGAGCUGCAGCGAUACAAGUGGCGGAGGGGUGUGAGCAGCCGUAUCCUGUACGACGAUGCAUUCGGCGAGCUGGUGCCGGGCGAGUCGGAGCAGAGCCACGACGGGCUAGAGCUCAGCAAACAACGGAACACGAAGGACAUGAUCGUGGAGGACGUGGCUCAGAACGCCCAUGCAAACUUCGUACGGGCCGUCAUCGGGGCCGUCUAUCUGCACUGCGGGCGCGACGUCGCGAAGACGUUCGCCAAGGCACAUGUCCUCUCGAGACAGUUGGAUCUGGCGAACCUCUUCAACUUCAAGCUUCCCACGAGAGAGCUCGUACGUCUGUGUGCGAGAGAGAACUUCGAUGCGCCAGUUGCGAGGUUACUGAGCGAGACGGGUCGUCUCAGCAGGACACCUGUAUUCGUCGUCGGAAUUUACAGCGGAACAGACAAGCUUGGCGAAGGCGUCGGUCCGAGUCUGGACGCCGCGAGGAUAUCAGCUGCUAUCAACGCACUGAAGUCCUGGUAUCUGUACAGCCCUGGCGACACCGUCGGCGUGCCCAGCGAUACGCUGGCCGAGGAUGCCGCGCCCUGGAAGCCUGUCUACGUGGAUAUUGGAGAGAUAAUAUCGUAG
Molecule: messenger RNA, 1266 nt
Organism: Anthostomella pinea
Lineage: Eukaryota; Fungi; Ascomycota; Sordariomycetes; Xylariales; Xylariaceae
Source: the annotation of a GenBank genome assembly